Anopheles moucheti is the source of this 2061-nucleotide messenger RNA. It is a transcript of the gene Cyp4aa1, whose product is annotated as probable cytochrome P450 4aa1. The transcript has 7 exons. Lineage: Eukaryota; Metazoa; Arthropoda; Insecta; Diptera; Culicidae. Bases 310 to 1833 code for a protein of 507 amino acids. Gene Ontology annotation, molecular function: oxidoreductase activity, acting on paired donors, with incorporation or reduction of molecular oxygen; iron ion binding; monooxygenase activity. The record is from RefSeq and is a predicted model, not a curated record.
GACGUCGAGUCAAAUCAUUGAGCUACACACGCUGUGAAUUAUUGCAAGUUGCAACGAUUUCAACAAAUAUCCUACUGGCGACGUUUGGGAUUAGCGCAUUUGUAAUGCAAGCAUAUGUCCGCUAAUGAUAUCAUUACCAUACAACAACAUGGAUUCCGUUAGCCUUGUUUGGUACGGCAGCAGUUUGUACACAAGCUCGUUUGUUUGCGUUGCCGCACGGACGAUGUGCACACCCAGAAUUCAAACAUGCAAAUUUCUUGUUUCUAUAAACAGUCACUUAAAAUUUGAUUACCAGUUCCGGGACGGGAAAUGAUUCACGCACACCGUUGCUUUGGCCUUUCCCCUUAUUUUCAGCUCGAGAAAUCUUCCGCGGUGGAGCUGUACACCUACAUCACGCUGCUACUGAUCUGUGUGCUGCUGUACAUCUUCUCGGACUAUUUGAAAAUAUGCGCGCUCGCGUUCCGUUUGCCCGGACCAACGGCCUACCCCGUGAUAGGGAACUGUUUGGACAUUGCCAAGAAAGAUCUGAUCUCGCGCGAGAUGUCCCAGGCGUACAAGAGCUAUGGCCCGUUGGCGCGCGUCUGGAUAUUUGUCUUUCCAAUGUUUGUCGUGUUCGAUCCGAACGAUCUGAAGCUGAUACUGUCCUCGAAGAAGCACACGAACAAAUCGAUGUUUUACAAACUGCUGCACAAUUUUCUCGGCCGUGGACUUAUCACCAGCAGUGGACACAAAUGGAGCUCCCAUCGGAAGCUGAUUCAACCAUCCUUUAACAUAGCGAUACUGGAGAAGUUUAUCGACACGUUCACGGACAGUGCGGCGUCACUGAUCGAUAAGCUACCGAAAGAGGAAACGAUACUAAACGUCACCGAAUACGUAAACAACUGUGUGCUGGAUAUACUGAAUGAGGCUGUCCUAGGAGUUCCAGUAAAAUCAGCUGAUAAGAAAGAGAUGGAACAGUCGCCCUUUAGACAAGGAAAAGUAGUUGCACCGUACCGUAUCACCCAUCCAUGGCUGUUGUUCAACUCGAUCUACAAGCUGACUGAUGCGGCAACGGCAGAACUCAACCAGAAGAAACAGCUCGACGAGUUCUCCAGGAAGAUGAUUCGUCGUCGGCGGGAAAUACUGAAGACACUUACACCGGCUGACAGACGCUGCCUGUUGGACUUUAUGAUUGAAAUCUCGAACGAGAAUCCUGACUUCACCGAGGACGACAUCAUCGAUGAGGCGUGCACAUUCAUGUUGGCAGGACAAGAUUCGGUUGGUGCCGCCGUUGCCUUUACACUGUUCCUGCUCGCCCGCCACCAGGACCAUCAAGCGAAAUGCUACGAAGAGAUCCAACGGCACAUUGGUCCAGACUGCUCCAAACAACCAACCGCCGAAAGUAUCCGCGAGCUGCGCCAUCUGGAGGCGUGCAUUAAGGAAAGUCUACGGCUCUACCCAAGCGUACCGAUGAUGGCACGCAAAAUCGGCGAAGAUGUCCGGGUGGACAAGUACAACCUUCCGGCGGGAACGGAAAUCCUCAUCCUGCCGUACGCCACGCACCGACUCGAACACGUCUAUCCCGACCCGGAACGGUUCGAUCCGGAGCGGUUCGGGGAUGGGGCACCGCAUCAAAACCCGUACGCGUUCAUUCCGUUCAGUGCCGGGCCACGGAACUGCAUCGGGUACAAGUUUGCGUACAUCGAGAUGAAAACGGUCAUCUCGCGGGUGUUGCAAAAUUUCCAUCUCUCACCAGCACCGGGCAAGGAGGAGCUAGAGCCUAUUUUCCGCAUGACGCUCCGAGCGAGAGGUGGCCUUUGGGUCAAGAUGACUCCAAGGAAACCCGUUUCGUAGAGACGCUAUGCGGAUCGACUGUAUGUGUGUAUGUGUUUAUGUGUGAGUGCGAGUGCGUGUGUGAUCAGUGUGCGUGUGUGUGUGAGAGUGGGAAAGGGAAACUAGAUCAUUCGAUGAAUGGUCUAGAUACGGAUAGCUUAGAAUAAGUGGUCAGGGAAGCAAUAAAUUAUGUCUUUAAUUUUAUGUAGACAAGAUGUACAUUGUUACAUUAUUCUUUUUACAAAGUUA